Dinoponera quadriceps is the source of this 2722-nucleotide messenger RNA. RefSeq names its product inositol polyphosphate 5-phosphatase K-like. Gene Ontology annotation, cellular component: plasma membrane; ruffle; cytoplasm. Bases 347 to 1660 code for a protein of 437 amino acids. The transcript has 9 exons. Lineage: Eukaryota; Metazoa; Arthropoda; Insecta; Hymenoptera; Formicidae. The record is from RefSeq and is a predicted model, not a curated record. Gene Ontology annotation, molecular function: phosphatidylinositol-4,5-bisphosphate 5-phosphatase activity. Gene Ontology annotation, biological process: phosphatidylinositol dephosphorylation.
AUCAUUCCCCGCGCACCUGUCAAAGACAGUCAACAAUAUGGCAUCGUAGUGGGACACUGCUGUCGUGCACACCGAUCGGCCGCACAUAUGUUAUUCGCGCCGAUGGAAGCCGCGGGUCUCGCUGGUGGAACGUUCAGUAACUCGUUCGGGGCGGCGACAUAGCCAGGUGAAAGUGCGUGCGUGCGUAUCCGCCACGCGCCGGUUUCUAACCUGACCAGGAACGAUGAUUCGCCGUCUUUCUUCGCUGCUGUGCGUGUCCGACGACGCGAUGUAACGUGCGCGCACAUUCUCGCCGUAUCGUAAAUAAAUUAUAUAAGUUGGAAAGUAAAAAACGCGGCGUGUCGAUAUGGCGUGUCCGGUGAAGCAGCUCAGAAUUUACUUCGUCACGUGGAACGUGGCCACAAAGUUCCCGAGUCUCCAGCAGGAUCUUCACCAGCUCCUGGGCAUCACACCCUACGCAGAGCCAGAGCAUUGGCCAGACUUAUACUUUAUAGGGUUACAAGAAGUUAAGUCUCAGCCUCAGAAUAUAGUAUUGGACUAUAUAUUAUUCGAAGAUCCCUGGACUAAAGCAUUUAGAGAUAUACUGAAGAAAUAUGACUAUGUCAAGAUACGUUCCCAGCGGUUACAAGGUCUCGUUCUAAACGCUUUCUGUCUGAGGAAACAUUUAACGCAUUUAAGAUCCAUAGAAGCUCAAUAUACCAGAACAGGUUUCGGCGGCAUGUGGGGAAACAAAGGUGCUGUGAGUAUAAGAAUGGCUGCGUACGGUGUCAGCGUUUGCAUUGUGAAUACACACUUAACUCCCCAUGACCACUUAUUAGCUGACAGGAUCUCAGAUUACAACACCAUCGUGACUGACCACACUUUUACUGUUUCGUGUACAACGAGGAUAUUAUAUCACGAUUAUAUAUUUUGGAUCGGUGACUUAAACUUUCGACUCAACGGAGAAGACUUAACUGCCGUCGAUAUAGACUCGAUGGUAAAGCAGAAGCAACUCGAGAAACUCCUCGAGAGGGAUCAGCUGAGGAUGGUAAUGCGAGACGGUCAAGCUUUCGCCGAGCUCACCGAGAAUGUUGUCACAUUCCCGCCUACUUACAAAUACGAAUUCGAGUCUCAGGCGUUUGAUCUCAAGCGUAGACCAUCCUGGACCGAUAGAAUCUUAUACAAAGUUAAUGCAGUGGACAUCUACGACGAUAUACAGCUUCAUACAGUGCAGCAUACUUACAAGAGCCACUCCAACUACAGCGUUUCCGAUCACAAACCCGUAACUGGAGAGUUCGAUAUCACGGUGAGACCUAACGUGAAAGACGACGUCGUGGAAUUUCAAGAUUGCACUAUGGCGGAACAUUUCAUAUCCUACAGGCUGCAGAAGGACUUUACGGCGGGCAACGCGGACUGGAUAGGUCUCUUCUCCAACGAGUUCUCCAGCUUGGACGACUACAUCGUCUACGAGUACGUCAGCCGCGGCAAGUCGACCUCAGUUCCCGGUGAGUCAGCCGCGAGCACCGAGCGGAUAUUCUUCAGCGACACGGCGCUUCGUCUGACGGAAACGUAUUGCUUGGUCUACGUGGCCCAACGCGGCGACCUAAUGGAGAUUUUAGGCUUGAGUCCGGCGUUUACGGGCCUUCGUGGACCAAUCGAGGUGAACGCCUCGUCUACGUAAACUUCUCUUGCCGGACAGAUCUCACUUAGAAGCUUGCGUGUGAACACCAAUCCUCGCGCCGCAAGGCGACACCUCGCCUAAUAUGCCCACGUUUCGAUUAGGACAUUUUUCUUCGUUGAUCUAAUUUCGUAUCACCGCCUUACCGACGACCACACGACUUUUCCUGAGAAAUUGUGAUAACGAUGUAGAGGCGGAAUCGUUCCGCCUGCGUAGACUCCUUUGAAUUAGCAGAAAUGUUUAAGCGAGUCAGGAAACAUGGCCUUUAAAUCGUAAGGUGCUUUCGACACGGUGUGUGUAGUUCGUAAAUCCAAAGCAUCGAAAUAUCGAUGCUUCCCUACGUACACUUGCUCUCGACAUGGUCUGAACACCUUUUUCUCGAUACAGCUUGAGAAUAUAUCAGAGAGAAUUUGUUUUUGAUUCAUUUCCGCAAGUUAAGUUCUCUCAUUGGACCGUCAGCCUAUUCUUAAUCACUCGACCGUUCCGAUCCGCAUCGAGAAGAAAGUGCUUAAACCGUGUUCGAGAGCAGGUAUAAUUGUUUAAACUGUUACUUUUGGUACCUGGUUUCGCGCGCUCCGAGCGCGUCGCGCGUAUUAAUUAUGCGCUUUAAGGGGAGAGCUUGCAGUGAGUGCACGCGCCACGUUUUCACGCACACUCGAGGUCUUCCUCGAUCAUCCAUUGACGCCCACGCUGUGUUCUUACGUAUAUAGUAAUAGACAAAGGCAAUUGUAUCGUUCGCUCUCCUCCCCUCCCCUCUUCGCCCGAUCCCCGAGCGUUAAUGGUUAAUCACGACGUUACGGGUGUACUCACAUAUCGCCGUUUAACAUCGCUUCUCAACAAGAUCACUCGUAGCGAUGAACCUAGGUUGUGGCAAGGCGGCACCUGCCGCCGCAUAAAUGUCCGUAAUAUUUUAUUUUUAUAGAGGCACCGAGACGACAGAGAAAGAGAGAGAGAGAGAGAGAGAGAGAGAGAGAGAGAGAGAGAGAGAGAGAGAGUGGUGCAAAGUGAAACGAACAAAAAUGUAUAAUGUGGGAAUAUGCAAAUAAAGGAUAUUAGUAUUUUUUA